AUGAUAUCCGAGUUCCGGAAGCAAAAACUCCUGCACCUUUUCAAUAUUUUCUUCGACAUCGAUUCGAGUGGGAGCAUCGAGAGGAACGACUUUGAGUUGGCAGCGAAGAACAUUGCAGAACUACGAGGCUGGGUUCCUAGCGACCAAAAAUAUAAGGAGACUUUGGACUCUUUGCUGCAGAUAUGGGAAGGUCUGCAGGGAGCUGCCGAUGCUGAUGAGGACGGCGCAGUGACUGCAGAAGAAUGGGUCUCGAUGUGGGAGUCGUUCGCUGACAACCCUGGCUCGGAGUUUGAUUGGCAGAAACAGUACUGCAAGUUCAUGUUCCAGUUGGAAGACGCUGGUGGGGAUGGUGCCAUAGACAGCGAGGAGUUCUCAUCGGUCUACGAGUCUUUCGGUUUGAUGAAGGAAGACGCGGAGGCGGCAUUCCAAGUGAUGUCACAAGGAAAGCCAUCGGUGAGCUGGGCGGAGUUCCAAGAGUUAUGGAACCAGUACUUUACCUCCGAUGAUCCCAAUGAACCAGGCAAUUUCAUAUUCGGCGCGGCCACUUUU
Iphiclides podalirius (scarce swallowtail) is the source of this 549-nucleotide messenger RNA. Lineage: Eukaryota; Metazoa; Arthropoda; Insecta; Lepidoptera; Papilionidae. The record is from the annotation of a GenBank genome assembly.